Messenger RNA from Etheostoma spectabile (orangethroat darter), 8558 nucleotides. It is a transcript of the gene capn15, whose product is annotated as calpain 15. NCBI's taxonomy places the organism in Eukaryota, Metazoa, Chordata, Actinopteri, Perciformes, Percidae. Bases 2189 to 5827 code for a protein of 1212 amino acids. The transcript is spliced from 12 exons. Gene Ontology annotation, molecular function: calcium-dependent cysteine-type endopeptidase activity. Gene Ontology annotation, biological process: proteolysis. The record is from RefSeq and is a predicted model, not a curated record. Gene Ontology annotation, cellular component: cytoplasm.
ACACUCCAGUAAUCCGCUGGUUAUAGGAGGAGAUUGCAUCCUCGUCCACUGGGCUCACGAUACCAGUGAGGGAGAAUUAAAGCCCGUGGAAGAAAAAGAAAAAGACAUAACGGGAGAAUAAGAGCAAAUAACGGAACCAUAACAUGCCCACAUGGAACCGUUAGAAGGGCUACAGGCAUUCUGGAACGAAACGGCUUUACACUACGAGCAGGCGACAGCGGGACCGGAGCGAGGAUGUCUCCUAAUAUAAGACAACCAGGCUCAGCAUCUACAGCCCAGACGCAGGACAUAUGAGGUGAACGCGGGCUGGAGUGGACCCGGUGGGACAUGGUGACAUUUGCGAUUGAGUGCUCCUUCCUGCCUGAGACCUCCUCGGCUGUCUCGGCGUUUCUUACGCCUGGAUGUCGCCUCCUGCACGAUCCUCUCCCUGGCCUCUGUACCGCCGUGUGGGCACCCACACAGACCACCUUUUUUUUCUUCUUUCUUUUCUACAAGUAAUGCUUUGCAGUGCUGCAAAACCGAAAGCCUAUGUGCGUUUUCACUGAUUAGUUGCCAUGUAUCACUCACUGAAUCUGGAAACGUAAACUCUAGGUGGAAGUCCAUGUGAUCUCUGCGUCAUUACCAUAACAAUCAGCUGGAAAAUAAAGCAACAACAAAUCACGGAACAUCGCCCUCCUAGACUUUUGCCUCGGGGCAAAUGGGAUGAUACUUGUUUGCUUCAGAUGCUACGGCUGUAGAGAGACUUGCUAAGACGGGCUGGCGAGUCCACAUACAUCUCCGCACAAGUUGAUGAACUAGACUGGCCGGCCUCGGCGGUGGGAUCCCACAGAAACGAAGCUCCCAGACAGCGGAAACCAGGAUCCUCUCCCGUCCUGGAGCUGGCAGAGCACCGCGGGCCCGGAACGGAACGCCCCUCUUCGGGAUUUUGCCUGGUUAUUACACAGAACCUGGAGCUGAGCCUUUAACAUUUUCAUGCUGUGGCAACUGUUGAGGCUUAAAGAGCAGCUCCCCUGUUCCCCCGGUUAGAUUCUGAAGUUCAUGUGAGUUGUUGUUUUUUUGUUCAUGUGGAAAUCCAAAAUUCUGCAGAAAGCCCUCCCCAAGGGUUUCAAACAUGACGUUUUAAUCCAGCCGUAGAAAUGCAGCCGGGGUGUUUUAGUGGUAAACUUGCACAGCAGCUGUUAGUCAGACUGGAUGUCUGAAAGAGAGACACUGAGACUUGGAUAUUUGCAUACUUGUAGUUUUGCCAACACCCUUUUCCCAGCAUAUGCAAUGCAUUGAUUUCCUCCAGUGCCUACAUUGUAAAUAACUCCGUGGAUAUAUUAUAAUGACUUUUUAUUAUCUAAAAUCGUUGUCGCUAUUAGCUGUUCUUGAGGAUCACGAUGCUAUUGUGCUGCCCCGGAUGUUUUUUUGUUUUCCCCCCACUUAAUUAACCUCACAUUUUCCAGAGGUGUACCAUUUGGCUGAUGAGAUGCUGAGUGACUGUGAACACAUUUACCUGAGUACCACGCUUUCCCCUGCUGUUGCUAACUGAUUGUUUUUGGGAGCAUGUGUAACAGAAAGAGGAACCAGGCAUGAGACUGCACAGCCUGGGGAGAUAUUGUGUCAGGAGGAACGCAAGAGGAAGCAUGAGUGGCACUACGGAAGACACGGUGCAGAGUGUAACAAGCUUAAAGUCUACAAGAGAGAGAAUUACGAGCCUUUGCUGUGAGAAAAUUGUAUUUUCUCCUUUCUGAGACCAACUGCUGACUGGGAAUCAACGCUCCAUGCAUCACAUUACUUUUUGAAUUGAGAACGUAUUCCCCUGUGCACUGUGGGAUAUCCACCCUGCAUACUUGGCCACCUGCGAGUUCUGCUCAUAUUUUGAGUACCCUCAUCUUGGAUUCCCUGUUGCUGUGUUUGUGUGUUAUUUGUUUAGCGAUCUCAAAGGACUUUUGCCGAAGGAAAUACUUCUUCUUCAUCUUCCUAUUCCCUAGAAGUAGAAAGUUGUCAACGGGAAGUUUACAGCAAAUACAAACACGUGAUUGCUGUUGUGGCCCAAACAACCCCUUUGGUCUCAAUGGAUGUCAGUUUGUCUCACUGAAUCCAAGCGUGGAUACCUCCCUCAACCUUUGUGCUCUAAGGACAAGCAAAAACAAACACUCCCUCCUAUCAGACUGCAUUCGGAGACUGCGUUCCUAUCGCCGUGGUGAUGGGGAGCUCAGCCUCGUCUCUCACUGCAGAGACAGAGUCAGACCAUGGCUUCCGCAGCACCCCGUACCCAUCGUCACCUCCUGUGGGCUGGCUCAGGAACAGCCACAGCAGCCCGGUGUGGGGCACCACCUUCAUCCCACGUCAGCAGCAGCCCCCACUGCCUCACCGAGAGCGCAGCCACUCUCACUCUCCGGGCUCCAUGGCAGCCGCGGUGCGAGGCAGUGAGUGGUCAUGUGGACGCUGCACCUUCCUAAAUGCCGGCGCAGCACCUCGCUGCUCCAUCUGUGAGGCACCACGCCAGAAGCCCGACCUUAACCAGAUCCUGCGGCUGAGCAGCACUGAGGAGCAUCGCUGGGCCUGUCCCCGCUGCACGCUCAACAACCCCCAGGGAUCUGGAGCCUGCACUGUCUGUGGCUUCGGACCAUCCUCUGCCACUCACACACCCCCUACAACCACCACAGCUGCCACUGCCAACGGCCUCCCGUCUGGUCUGAUUGAACCCCUAACACCUACUGCCCCCCCCACAGUUCUACUCGAGCCCCAUGGACAGCAUCCAGCUAAGGAAGAAGUGCUGCGUCGGUCUGAGAGCAAUGGGGAGGUGUGUGGCCUGGAGGUGCAGCACUCGGGCUGGGCUUGUCCUCGCUGCACACUUCACAACACACCUGUGGCACUGUCAUGCUCGGCCUGUGGUGGGCCCAGGAAACUGUCUUUGCCUAAAAUCCCCCCUGAGGCACUAGUUGUGCCUGAGGUGCGAACACCUGUGCUGGGGUUUCCUGUUCACACAGCAGGGGCUGUCCCGCUACUCAUAGACCUAACGGAUGACUCUCCCCCAGCCCCUGCCUGUGAUCCUCAAGAAUCACCCCAUGUCUCCUCACUGUCCAAUUCCUCCCCUUUCACUACUUUUUCAUCCCUCCAAAACAACCCGGUGCCUCGCAGCAGGAGAGAGGUGCCCCCGCCAGGGCGCCCACCAAACCCAGGCACCAACACACCCAGCCCCACCUCCCCGUCCGCAGCCGGUGUGCCACCCCAGCCAGGCCCACAGCGGCCAACCAAGCCCAAACAUGCCCAGCCCCAGGAACCUUCAUACCCCAGCAAGCGCCUCAGUAUCUUGGAAGAAGAAGAUCCUCAGAAACACCCAUUGAUCCCCCACAUUCCUGUUGCUUUAACAGCUGCCCCCACCUGGAAGUGCCCUAACUGCUCAUUGUCCAACCCAAGUAGCUCGUCUAAGUGCGACGCCUGCCGCUCAUCACAGGCUGGUGCUGACCUCAUUGACUUGGUAGGCUGUGAGACGGUGCGAUUCACUCCGGCCAGCCCCUCCAGCCCAGACUUUAGCACGUGGGCGUGCUCCAAGUGCACGCUGCGCAACCCCACCGGGUCCGCCAAGUGCUCAGCCUGUGGUUCUUCCAAGCUGCAUGGCUUUCAGGAGCAGCAGGUGCCUCUGCCCCGCUGCUGUACACACUGUGGGACUACAUCAUGCUCCUGUAUACCUUCCUCAUCCUCCUCGGGUCAUAAAACACGGAAACAGGCCCGGGGCUACCCUUCCUCCUCUUCUGCUAUCACUUCCUCUACGUCCUCCUCCACCUCAUCUAGCCUUCAGGAGAAGGUAGGACAGUGGAGCUGCCCAGCAUGUACGCUGCUCAACGACAUCAAGGCCAAAUACUGUGCAGCAUGCCACACAGCGCAGCAAUACCUCACCCUUCGCAAGGUGGUUAAGCCUCUGAAGAGGAGGGAGAGCAUGCAUGUAGAGGCCCGUCGACGAAAUGAUGAGGGCGAGGCCAAGGAGCUUUUGGAGAACAUAGUCAGCUUCUGCAGAGAGAACACCGUGAACUUUGUGGACGACAGUUUUCCCCCGGGACCUCGCUCCGUGGGCUUCCCCGAGGGCGACAGCGUCCAGCAGCGAAUCAAAAAGUGGCUCCGCCCCCACGAGAUCAACUGCAGCAACUUUAAAGACCGAGGCGUCAAGUGGUCCGUCUUUCGCACGCCACGGCCCUCUGACAUCCUGCAAGGCCUGCUCGGGAACUGCUGGUUCCUGAGUGCUCUGGCGGUGCUGGCGGAGCGUCCGGAGCUGGUGGAGAGGGUGAUGAUCACUAGGACCAUCUGUCCGGAGGGGGCCUACCAGGUCCGGUUGUGUAAAGACGGGACGUGGACGACUGUACUGGUGGAUGACAUGCUGCCCUGUGACGAGUAUGGCUACCUCCUCUUCUCCCAGGCUCAGAGGAAGCAGUUAUGGGUGGCGCUUAUUGAAAAGGCCCUGGCCAAACUCCAUGGCUCCUACUUUGCCCUGCAGGCAGGGCGCGCCAUUGAGGGCCUGGCGACGCUGACGGGGGCCCCUUGUGACUCCCUGAUGCUCCAGGUCAGCUCCACCAACCCUCGGGAGGAACCCAUCGACACCGACCUCAUCUGGGCCAAGAUGCUCAGCUCCAAGGAGGCUGGGUUUCUGAUGGGUGCAUCUUGUGGAGGAGGCAACAUGAAGGUGGACGACGCCGUCUAUGAGUCACUGGGUCUGCGUCCUCGACAUGCCUAUUCCAUCCUAGACGUCCGAGAUGUCCAGGGUUACAGGUUGCUGCGGCUGCGUAACCCGUGGGGUCGCUUCUCGUGGAACGGCAGCUGGUCGGACGAGUGGACGGACUGGCCGCAGCACCUGCGUCACGAGCUGAUGGCUCAUGGCAGCAGCGAGGGGGUCUUCUGGAUGGAGUACAGCGACUUUAUAAAGUACUUUGACUCAGUGGACAUCUGUAAGAUCCACUCGGACUGGCAGGAGGUGAGGCUGCAGGGUUGCUUCCCUAGCAAGGCCAGCGGACCGGUCACUGUCACUGCCCUCACCGUGCUGGAGAGAACGGCAUUAGAGUUUGCUCUCUUCCAGGAGGGAAGCAGGCGGUCGGACACAGCCGACAGCCACCUGCUGGACCUGUGCAUCAUGGUGUUUCGGGCCUCUUUCGGCAGCGCCAACAAGCUGACUCUGGGCCGCCUGUUGGCCCACAGCAAGCGGGCGGUGAAGAAGUUUGUUGGUUGUGAUGUGAUGCUGGAGCCGGGGGAGUACGCUGUUGUCUGCUGCGCCUUUAACCACUGGCAGAUGAAUGUCAGCGGGGCGGAAGGUCCUCCCACGCCGGUCUCCAGCCCGACCAGCGCAGCAGCACGGCGGCCCAGCCAAGACUUCCCCGGCUAUAUCCUUGCUAUCUACAGCUCGCGACAGGUGAUGGUGGAGCAAGUGGAGGCGAUGGCCACCACGUUGGCCGACGCCAUCAUCCUCCUCACGGAAAACAAAGGCGAAAGACACGAGGGCCGCGAGGGCAUGACGUGCUACUACCUGACCCAUGGCUGGGCGGGGCUCAUCGUGGUGGUGGAGAACCGCCAUCCCAAAUACUACCUCCACGUCUCCUGUGAUUGCACUGACAGCUUCAAUGUGGUGUCGACACGCGGCAGCCUCAAGACCAUCGACAGCGUACCGCCUUUGCACAGGCAGGUGCUGGUGGUACUUUCACAGCUGGAGGGAAAUGCCGGUUUCUCCAUCACCCACCGCCUGGCUCACCGCAAGGCAGCCCAGGCCUCCCUGGGAGACUGGACCCCCACCAAGGCCACCCACUGCCCCCAGCUCACUGCGGACAUUGAUGGCCUGCACCGGCCCAGGCCGCUAUGACCACCGCCCACUAUCUCACACACAGACUAUCCAAUAAAUUGUCAGAUGACUGGAAAACCAGGCAAGGGAAGGCGAGUGGUUUGUGCUGCCCUUAAACGUGGAGAAAGAUGUGUAGUUGUGUGUCUUUUUUUUUAGAUGAACACACACCUGAAUGUAAAGCAUAACUAGGCAGCAUUUAUGUGCUGUCCUCCUAAAGCUCCAUAAAUGCUUUUAUCUGGCCCUUACGAGCUCUCUUCCUUGCCAAGUGGAUGUGCCAUGUCAGGAUGAAAUGAGGGAAGCGGGCCAUGCGGCGUGACCUGGAUUUACUCACAAAACAAUGUUUCACCCAGGCACCAAACAUGAUCCAGUUCAGACUACUUAAAAUUCUGGACGUUAUUUGGUACGAGCGUUGUACGUGGAACGAAUGUCACCCCCGAGUUUCGUAUGCUUGGAGACGACCCUGCUUUCUUCACAGAAGUCAGGGUGGAGUGCCCUAACUACUGAGCCAUUUUCCAGCCCACAAACUUUGAGCCAAUCACCCGCAGCGAUCAGACACUUGCCCCUUUGUCGUCCACAAGGACAGCUCACGAAGCAGAAGACUCAGUAUGGUACUUCAUGAGCCAACACAAUAAUCUAGUUUUACUCAUAGUCAUACAUGUUUUUUUUUAUUUUUUUAUUCAAUACUGUUGGUCUUACUUGCUUCAUAUACGGCCUUUGUGGCCGUCAUGUCCAUAUUUGUGUUUUUGAGGUCGUAGAAAAAGCCAUCAUUCAUACAGUACUGUCUGUCCCGAGUCUCCAUUGUCACUGCAUUGCUGUGUAGCGCUCUCUCUAACUCAGGACCAAACCCAUGAUUUGUAGGGUAAGCUGGAGUAAAUCAAAAACCUCAAGCUGAUGUCGUGGCAGGUGAAUGGCGCCCAGAUUGCUGGAUUAUCAUCUUUCUGUAAGCCCUUAUGAGCCAAGCUGUGGUGUAGAGGGGAGUGUUGUGAUUGGGAGGUUUUAUCUUGUAAAAUACUGACAGGUGAUAGAAUUCCUUCCCGGGUGUUUCGACUAACAUACAAUUUUGGCUUUUUCCCUACUGAGAAACCACUUUACCUCCUUUAUUUCUCCCUCUGACUUACUUACUUAAUUCAUUUUUAACUCGGUCUUAUUUCGGGGUCCAACCGCUGGAGGCCAGUUAUUAUGACCAGCUAUGAAGCUCGGGCAUACUUGCUUUUGUCAUCCAAUUCAGCAGUCACUUUAUUUCUUCACGCUUGGGGAGCAACUCCCCUUUUUACACGUUGAAUGCUGCUUCUUGCACUCUUGGAUUGUGACACCCCAAAAUUUUGUCUGAUCUUUUUAUUUUUUUUCUGUGUGAGUGGGGGUAUAUAUCACCUUUAAUCAGAUUUGAAAGGACAGAGAGAGGGGGAAGACGCGCAAGAAACCGCCGCAGGUCGGAUUCGAACCCUGGGUCUGCGUCGAGGAACAAACCUUGUCACAUGGGCGCGCGCUCUACCAACUGAGGUACCCAGGCGCCUGUGUCUGAGCUUUUUUUGGUACUAAAAAUCUGUGUCUAUUUGUCCCACGUUGCCAGUAUUUUUGAUUUACACUUGAGUGUACUUAGGGAGUACCAGAGGAAGUAGUUGCUGUUUGAACAUUCUGCCAGAGGAGCUGUCGCGUUUACCUUGGGAGGUCAGGGACCAUUUUUGUUUGUCUGGGUGCAGUGCGAGCAUCUGGGCCAUCCUCCCACUAGAACACACCGACCGCACACUAGCGACAGCACAGAGUCCUUUUGUAAUAACAUGUUACAAUGUUGUCAGUCCGCGCGCGCACAUAACAAGAGAGAGAGGGGACCCAUGAGACAUGUCAGACACAGAAAAUAGUUUAGUUUUGUCUGCGUCGAUUCAAAGCAUGGGUCGCCUACAGCAGUUUUACGUAGGUUCCCUUUUAGGGGGCCCCACCCGCCACUUGAUCGUUCCAAUUUCUUCCGUGUCAAAGCCAUUACUCCUGUUUCACUAAGGACCUUUCAGUCCUCACCAUGGCAACAUGGAUGUUUCAUCAGAGAGAGGGUGAAAACUAACUCGGUACUAUAGUAACGGGAUGGAGUGGGGGACGUUUUUUUUUUUUUCAAGUCAAAUUGGAUGUCUUACUAUUAUAGUGAAAUGGAAAAAAACUUGAAAGCUUAUGUGCAAAAUCGCCGGGGCACUCCUACGAUGAAUAACUGCUCGGUAGAAAUGAAUGCUUUUUUUGGUUUAUCAUUUUGAGUCUAAGCAUUAAAGUUCCCACAUGACUUGAUUCAGUUCAGGACUGUAGCGCAGUGCCCUUGAGUUGGAAGUGUGCUGAAACAUGCAUCAUCUCACUGUGUCCCGUACGCUCGCAGUCGUACUUGACUUACCGCACAACCACGACUGGAAGGCUGUACUUCCACGGCGUUUUCAGGACAGCUCGUAACGAAAACCACUACCGCCGAGUAACGUUCUCCCAUAAAGAAACCUGAAGCUGAAGUAGCUGUAAAUAUGUUUUCCAAAGAGACAAAAUGUGUAACGAUGACCACUUUGAGAUGUCUGUCUGCGCUGUGAGUGUGUGUGUGUGUGUGUGUGUGUGUGUGGUCACAGCUGCUUGGCCGUGACCUUUUUAAUUUAUUUGUGCAAGUGAUUUGCAGUCCUGUUGUCAAAUGAAUAUUGCUCGAUACUGGACCGAUGUAUGACAGAUAAAGGAAUGUGAUAAUUGUAUGGCUUUAGUUUGGAGCCCAGAGGGAUUUUGCUUGAGACAAAAA